Serinus canaria (Common canary) is the source of this 1133-nucleotide messenger RNA. RefSeq names its product BLACAT1 overlapping LEMD1 locus (gene BLACAT1). NCBI's taxonomy places the organism in Eukaryota, Metazoa, Chordata, Aves, Passeriformes, Fringillidae. Bases 17 to 118 code for a protein of 33 amino acids. The transcript has 2 exons. The record is from RefSeq and is a predicted model, not a curated record.
GCAGCCGCUCCCGGCCAUGCCCCAGUUCACCUUCGCCUGUUUCUGCGGCCUCCACGGCUUCUGCAGGAUGAAGAGGAAGAAGGAGGAGGCCGGCGGGGGGCAGGAGACGGCCGUGUGAGGGGCGGCCCCCCCGGGACCCCUCCUGUCCCCUCGGUAUUCCCAGUCUUCCUACAGGCCAGAAUAAAUCGGUGGCUGCCCCAAAAAUUGGUGUUUUUCCAGAUGUUCAGCCAAGGACAAAGCUCCAGGUGGGCUCAGGGAAGCUCCAGUUGCUUUGGGAAAUGCUGAUUUUAUCCUGUUCCUAUUUUCCUCCCCUGUUCCACCUUUGCUGCCCUUGGCCAGGACUUUUGGGAGCAGCUCUGGGCCAAAAAAAAAAACCAACCAAAAUCCAAGGGAAUUGGUGGAACUCCGAGGGCAUUUCCUGAAUGUAACUUUAUUUUUUGCACAUGGAUUUGUGGUGGUCCCACGAGGGAUGUGUGGGAGGGUUUUUAACAAGCUGGGAUUAAUCCCUGCUCUGGAAAUGACCAGGGGUGUGAAGAUAAGGCUGGAAUUCCUAAAAUUUGUUUUAUUCCAGGGUAAAUCCACUGAGAUGUGCAGAAAAAUAUUAAUUAUAGAGAAAGCAGCUUGGACUGACUCCCAUCCUUCCAAUUCCUCAAAUUUCUCCUGUUUUUCCUAUGCAAAACCACACCAAAAACCAGCGGAAACAAAGCCAGCUCAGCAGCAGGUCCUGACUCAACAAAGCCCGGCUUAAACCUUAGGCUCGGCCGCGGGGUUUUGCUCCACCCCAUGGAUUUUCCUGCUUCCAGCCCGGAUCGAUCCUGGCAGGGAGGGGAAGGCUCAGAACCCUCCUCGCUGCCUCUCCUGACCCGGAUCAAAGCAUUAAAUCUCUUUUUAUUGUCCUUUUUUUUAAUCCCUGCUGCCCGGAUUUCUUUGGGAAGGACUCCCAGGAUGUUCCUGGGGAGUCUCCCAGCCCAGGAGCCAUAGGAAUCUGUACUGUACAUUUAAUUUUUGGGGGGGAUUUAUUUUUAUUUUUUUUAAAUUAUUUUAUUUUAAAUUUUAUUUAUGGGGGAGAAAAACAUAAACGUGGCAUUUGUAAAUAAGCACAGGCAUCUUCCACGCACAGAGCAGAGCGCUUC